Molecule: messenger RNA, 489 nt
Organism: Auxenochlorella protothecoides
Lineage: Eukaryota; Viridiplantae; Chlorophyta; Trebouxiophyceae; Chlorellales; Chlorellaceae
Exons: 3
Coding region: 1-489 (162 amino acids)
Source: RefSeq, a predicted model, not a curated record
AUGGCAGCCUCGGUAGAUAACGCCCAAGCGGGGGUGGGCAAGCUCAUCAGCAAGGUGGAGAUCCCGGCCUUCAUCCCGCGCCAGGAUAUGAUGAACCAGCUGUUCCGGUGGGCAUCCGACCUGGAGGACAACGGGUAUGCCCUCAUCGGCAGCCCGUGCAAGAUCACCCCGCUGAUGGAGGACGAGCAGGUCCGGAACUUCACCAUCAGCCUACUCAACAGCGGGGUGUCUGUUGCGGACAUCCUCAUCGCAUUCGACGAGGAUGUGGCCGUGAAGCACGAGUGGAUUGGCAUGGGGCCGGACAAGUUCCCAGUGCCUGAGGGUAAGGCCACCGACGUGCAUGGCAAGCACCUGGAGGUGCGCAAGACCGACACCAACAGCGUGUCUGACGCUCUGCGGGCCGCCUUGCACCUGUUGUGCGCGAAUCUGGCGGAGGCGGUGAACAAAUACUACGCCUUUGGCUCCUGCUUCUCGGAGGAUGCCACCUGA